AGCAAUUACAUUUCAUUCAGAAAAAGUUAUUACAGUGUUUACUCCAAUUAAACUCUUUAUUUUCUUGCUACCCUUCUAUUCAUUAUUUAUGCGUUCUAUAAUUUCUUUUAUUGAUAAUUUUACUUAAUUUUUUUCUAUUAUGUGUUGUAUUACUCCUUACCGGCGUUGAUCGAACGUAUGGCGAAACUUAUGUAUCUGUGAACGACGGAAUUUUCAAAAGAAUCGACAAUAAAAAUUACAAGAUCAUAAAGAUGGCAGAUGAUGCAUCGAGGGCAAAGACAUUUAGAGGUCACGUUAGAAACGGAUAUCUAUACAGAAUUAGCAGUCAGAAGGAUAAUACAAUUUAUUAUGAGUGUAUUGAAUAUAAAAAAGGCACUUGUAAAGCACGUGGUGUUGAAAAAAAUGGCAAUUUUGAAUUAAAAGGAGAACACACUCAUACUAAAAAUGAAAAGGAAAUAAAGAAACGCAAAUUCAAACAAGAAUUAUGCCAAGCUGUUAAAACACAGGAUUUAAAUUUUAAAAAAAUUUAUGAUUCAACGCGUUUGAAAUGCAACGUACAAAAUUGUACCAGGAGUAUCGGAUGCACUCCAAUUUCUUACAUUAAUGAUGGUCAAGGAUUUCCAAUUGCAUAUGCCCUUAUGGAAAAUAAAUCCGAAUUGGCCUAUGUAUCGGUUUUAGGAGAAAUACGAAGAAUCCUUCCGGAAUUGGAAAUUACGUCAGCAAUGUCUGAUUUUGAAGUAGCAUUGCAAAAUUCAGUGUUGUACCAUUUUCCAAAUUCCCAAGUUCGAAGAUGCUACUUUCAUUUCGUGAAGGCUAUUUACCUUAAAGGAAUGAAACUUGGUUUAAGAAGAUAUUUCAUGCAGAAUGACGAAGGAAAGCACACACUGCGUCAGAUAAUGGCUCUAGCUCUUCUGCCAUAUGAAGAAAUUAAUCCAACAUAUAAUGAAUUAAAAAAUUCGAAAAGCGCCGCAUGUCGACGUAGACUAAGGGAAUUCUUUAAUUACUUCGAAAGACAAUGGCUUAGAAGAGUUAGACCAGAAGGAUUUAGCGUGUACGGUUUUCAAGAUCGAACAAAUAACGUCCUUGAAUCGUACCAUAAAACAUUGUUGACAGUUUUCGGUAAAAAACCUAGCAUUUGGAAUUUUACAAAAAAACUAGGAGAAUUCCAACAGGGAUUAUUGUUAGACUUUGCGUCUUUGUCGAAAGGCAAUAGGGUUACUAGACCGCAAAAGAAAAUAAUCCUUAUGAGGAACGAAUAUAUAAUUCAUCAAUGGCGAAAUCUGCAACAGGACAACAGACCAACUGCACUAGAAUUCCUCGAGAAUAUAAUCAAUUUUAAUACAGAUCCAUUCAAUGAAUAUGUGGCAAUAUUCGAAUUAUAAAAACCAGGGUGGCCAUUUUUUUCAUAAAAAAAAUUCACAAUUUUUUCCCGGCUAUAUUUUGGCUAGUUUUUUAAGGGCUUUUUAUAAGCGGUUUAAACAAUUUUAUAAAUAGUAUAUUUACUAUAUUUGUGAGUGUCAUUAUUGUCUAUAAAAAUCCGACCGAAUCUAUUAUCAGCUUACAUAAGAGGACAGCGGAAUAUUUACUUAUUAUAAUCUAUCUAUUAUAGUAUUGCAUUCACCGUAAUAGGAUCUUGCUCCUUUACUUGAUAUUUUAAUAUGAUUUUUAGUUAUUCUUAUUCUAAAACGAUUU
This is a messenger RNA of Leptopilina heterotoma, 1692 nucleotides long. RefSeq lists its product as uncharacterized. Lineage: Eukaryota; Metazoa; Arthropoda; Insecta; Hymenoptera; Figitidae. The transcript has 7 exons. The record is from RefSeq and is a predicted model, not a curated record. Bases 252 to 1382 code for a protein of 376 amino acids.